Danio rerio (zebrafish) is the source of this 996-nucleotide messenger RNA. The record is from RefSeq. NCBI's taxonomy places the organism in Eukaryota, Metazoa, Chordata, Actinopteri, Cypriniformes, Danionidae.
AGUCCACGAGCGCUGGGGUCCACCUGCGUGCCUGCUGUUCUCUCUCCUCUUGUGGACACCCCUAAAUGAGUACCAAAAUGUCGCCCUCGUUGUCCCCUCGUUUCUUUUCCGAAAAGGAGGUAGCCAAACAUUGCACCAAGGAUUCGUGCUGGGUGUUGUUAGGGACGCGCGUCUACGAUGUGACGGCGUUCCUGCGGAUGCACCCCGGCGGAGAGGCGCUCAUCCUCCGCCGCUCGGGGAAGGACAUCAGCCUGGAGAUCGAGGGACCCCCGCACCGGCACUCGGAGAACGCCCGGAGGUGGAUGGAGCAGUACUACAUCGGGGAACUCGACAGAGACAGCACGGAUGAAGACACGGAGGAGGUGAGUCCUGAAGUAACAAGAUAAAGUCGCUCGAAUUAUCACAAGCAUCGUUGUUUUGAGGAAGUUUAACUUUACGAGAGGUCACAUCUUAAGACGGCAAUGAUUCGUUCAGGAAAUGCAUUGCUCCACAUAAACAGAGCAAGAAAGGUGAUUUCUUCUGAAGGGAAUACAUUUUUUGGUACUUUUUUAAAGUGCUGUCAGAUUUAUGUUAGAAACUUUAUUCUUUUAAAGAGACCCAAAUAUGUAAAUUGUCAUCAAUUAAUCACCAUUUACUUAUUUCAAACCGUUAUCAGUUCGUUUCUUCUGUUAAACACAAAGGAACAUAUUUUGAAAAAACGUUGGGAACCUGUAACCACUGACUUCCAUAGUAUUUGUUUUCCUACUAUGGAAGUCAAUGGUUACCGGUUUUUCAGCUUUCUUCAGGAUAUCUUUUGUUUUCAGCUGAAGAAAGAAACUUAUAUUAGAAGCACUUGAGGAUGAGUAAAUAGUGAGUACAUUUAUAUUUUUAGGUGAAAUAUCUGAAUUUGUGGUACUUGUUUGUUCAUGAUUCGGGCCUGUUUGAGCAGUACUCAAGUCACUAACUCACUGAAUCAAUAAAUUAAAUAUUGACUUAAUUUUUUCAUCUUUAUUAAAA